AUGCUGUGUUUGCUUGACAAUGCUCAACCUCCACCACCAAACAACAUAGAUCCAACUUUUACGCUACUCACCAAUGAACUAUUUGAUAAACUUGAUGCGGUCAACCGUCACAAUUUACAAGAAGCCUCAACCAUAACUGAGCGCAGGGCACAAAUCAUUAACGAUUUCAUUGCAACUUUUCGAACUCACAUUGGUAAUGAUAUUCUUCAAUCGGCUAAGCUAAUAUUCCCGGAAAAGGCUGGUAGACUUUACUUUAUUAAAGAAGUGGCAUUGGCGAGACUUAUAAUCAAAAUGUACAAGAUCCCCAAAGACACUGAGGAAUACAAUUUACUUCAUUAUUGGAAUCGACAAUAUCAAAAAUCGAAAAGGUUUGCAAGUGAUGAGCGAAAAAUUAGAGAUUUGCCAUUACAAGCAGCAAGAAUAAUUGCUACGCGACGAUCAUAUAUUGAACGUUGUAAAGAAUGUACCGUGCCACAAAUUAAUACCUUAUUAGAUGACUUGACAUUGGCUAAGAAACCACAAGAACACUUGGAUCUUUUGCAGCCAUUGUUUGACAGCCUGAGAAUUGAGGAGAUUCGAUGGUUGAUUCAAAUUAUACUAAAAAAACCUAUUUUGGUUCAUAUGGAAAAGUAUUUUUUCAAUAGUUGGCAUCCGGAUGGGUAUAGGUUAUUCAGUAUCUGUAAUAGUUUGGAGACAACUUUUAAUUUAUUGAGUGACCCCAACAAAAGGUUUGAAACGAAAGAUUUGGGUAUCCACCCAAGGUUCAAGUUUAAGCCCCAAUUGGCAGAGAAGUUGUCAUCAAAUUAUGAUAUUGUUGUUCGUAAGUUGCAAAAGAAGCAACCAAUGGAACCGCAAUAUGAAGCAAAAUUUAAGCAAUUGCAAUUGGAAAACAAGUUUUAUAUUGAAGAAAAAAUGGAUGGAGAUCGAAUGUUGUUGCAUAAGGAAGGUGGUCGGUUUAAAUUUUUCUCAAGACGAUUAAAAGAUUAUUCAUUUCUCUAUGGCGAGUCAUUACAAUUUGGGUCGUUGACUAAAUACCUUCGAGACGCAUUUGCCAAUAACAUUGAUUCAAUAAUUCUUGAUGGGGAAAUGGUGGCUUUUGACUAUAAGCGACAAGCAAUUUUACCCUUUGGCACCUUGAAGUCGCUGGCGAUUCAAGAAAGUGUACGACAAUUUACUACGAUAGACCAUUAUGAACAACAAACCAGCUACCCUUACUACUUGAUUUUUGAUAUCUUGUACCUAAAUGGCCGCGAUUUGAGCAAUUACCCGUUAUUCUUUCGAAAAAAUCUAUUGGAUCGAAUAAUUAAACCAGUACCAUAUAGAUUUGAAGUUCACGAUGCAAGGCUAGGCUCAAGUGUUGCCGAUAUUGAGAAAGCCAUACGUGAAGUUGUUACCAGUCGAAGUGAAGGUUUAGUUUUGAAACACGUACAGCUGAGAUAUGUCAUUGAUGGGUUUCGAAACCCCAAUUGGAUUAAAUUGAAGCCGGAAUAUUUGGAAAAAUUUGGUGAAAAUUUGGAUUUGGUUGUUAUUGGGAAAAACCCCGGAGUCAAGAACUCAUAUAUGAUGGGGUUGAAGAAUAAAAAAGAUGGUAGUGAAGAUUAUGGUGCUUAUUAUAGCUUUUGCAUGUGUGCCAAUGGAUUUGAAGUUGAGGAAUUUGACAAGAUUGAACGAUUAACUCAUGGCCACUGGAUCAAUACUGCACAACAAAUGCCACCUGAACAGUUGAUAAAAUUUGGUCGCAAAAAACCCGAUUUUUGGAUUGAUCCUAAAUACUCACUUGUGUUGGAAAUUCGAGCUCGAUCAAUUGAUGUACGACCUGAAGCCACGUUUGCUGUGGGGACUACUUUACAUAAUAUGCAUUGUCGUCGUAUACGUGAAGAUAAAUCAAUUGAUGAAUGUAUCUCGAUGCAAGAGUAUAUUGAAAUGAAACGGGAUUAUAUGCAAGAUUUGAACUUGAAAUCGCAGACCACCACCACCAAAAAGAAGGAAUUAAUAAAGUUGACUUCGUAUAAUGAACCGCUGGAUUUGAAACAAGUUGAAAUUGAACUGGAUUUAUUCGCCAGUUUUGAGUUUUUAAUCUUGAGCGACAAGAAAGACAAUGGAGGCGAGCACGUAACUAUUGAAGAAUUGAAAACAUUGGUUAAACGAUACGGUGGUCAUUUGGUCAAUUCAAUAGAUGCUUCAACACAUUUACAAGUUAUUAUCAUUACCGAAAAGAAUUUACCUACGAGUCAACGGUAUUUGGCACAAGGGUUGGACUUGAUCAAGCCAGCAUGGAUAUUUGAAUGCCAUAAAAGAAACCACAUUGUGCAAUUGGAACCUUGUUUUAUAUUUGAUUCACAGAAUUGGGACAUGUAUGAUCAACGAGUUGAUGAAUAUGGCGAUUCGUAUACGGUUCAUUUACCACUUGCUCGAAUCAAUGCCCCCAGCUUAUCUCGUGAUCAAGUGGACCAAUUGCGGCAGCAAUUUGAAUGGGAUGAACUUGCUCGACCCAAAUUGUACCUUUUCGAAGGCAUAACGUUCCAUGUAAUUGGAACAUCAUUGGCUUGUCAAUUGGUUAAAGAUCGUAUUGAACGUUUUAGUGGUGAAGUGGUUGACGAUUUUGUCAAUUGUGGAUAUAUAGUGGUUCCCAGUUUUGAAGAAGAAGAGUUUCGACAAGAGACUAUUGCAACAUUGAAACGGAUAUACGAGACGAUUAAUCAAAACUUGCAAAUCAGUGAAGAAGGAAAGUUUGCAAAUAAGAUUCCCUUUACCGUGAUUGAAAAGUUUAUUCAUGAUUGUAUCAAAUUCAACAGUGUUGUUGAUCCCGAAGAUUACAAAUUUUAUUAA
Lodderomyces parapsilosis is the source of this 2829-nucleotide messenger RNA. RefSeq names its product DNA ligase (ATP) (gene LIG4). The record is from RefSeq and is a predicted model, not a curated record. Gene Ontology annotation, biological process: DNA biosynthetic process; nucleotide-excision repair, DNA gap filling; double-strand break repair via nonhomologous end joining. The transcript has a single exon. Gene Ontology annotation, molecular function: ATP binding; DNA ligase (ATP) activity; DNA binding. Bases 1 to 2829 code for a protein of 942 amino acids. NCBI's taxonomy places the organism in Eukaryota, Fungi, Ascomycota, Pichiomycetes, Serinales, Debaryomycetaceae. Gene Ontology annotation, cellular component: DNA ligase IV complex.